CGCGGUGCCGGGUCCAGCGUGAGGCAGCGCCCGGCGCGCGCCGCGAGCGGGGCGAGGAGGGAGAGCGGCCGCGGGAACGCGGCGGGCCGCGAGCCUCCCGACUGCCUGCCGGGGAGCGAGCCGCCAUGGCACCCCGAAUAAGACUGAGCAUUUCAAAGCCUCUCCCAACCAUACGUGAAGCCCAUGAGGAAGCACUGGAAGAUUUAACCAGCAACCCAAAACGCUUGGCCACCGUAAGCCAAACAUCAAAAACCUCGGCCAACUCAGACUCUUACUCCAGUGAAGACUACAUCCAAUCCAUCUGCCACCUUGCCAGACCCACUUUCCCAGGCCUUCCUGAAACUAGUCAUAGGGCUCAAGACAGAAAGAUCCUGAAGACCCUUGAAGACGUGUCAUGGUCCUCAAUGCUUGAGACCCAGUGGGGAGCAUCAAAAUAUAAAUUGACCAAUUUCAUCUCAAAUGUGAUGCCGCUAGGAAAAGUUAUGCCUGUCCCUGAUGGUGCAGAAACCAAACUCAUUUGCAGAGAUGACCCCUUGGCACAGAUGAUAUACACACGGGCAGGAAAGCUCUGCUACUCUACAGAUCCUUUAAGCAGUAAAAGCUCCAGCAGUGACUGCUCACUGUGUAAUUCUUCUAGACAUCUGGAUGCUGCAGGUAGUGAAAUUCGUCCUCCAAGCAUGAAAGGAAAAGCCACAGAGAAACUGCAUUUGCCACAAGUGUUUGGAUUCCCAAGGCUUCCCUCUCCAAGACCAGCGCAGAAAGAAGUGGUCUGCUCAGAGCUGAAAUGUCUCAGAAGGGAUGAUGGGGCAGUUUCGCGUGCUAACCAUGGUCAGAAAGAAAAUGGCACUAUGUUUAUUAACAGGGAAGAGAUAUUGCCAUGCUCUGCAAGAGGGAAGCAGCCAGGAAACAGGGUGUUACCUUGCUCUUUAAGAAAGCAAAGUAGCUUGUUCAAAAUAGCAAAUGCUGAUGAAAAGGAAGAGAGAGAGUCUCCUCUCUGUGACAAAAAUGUAAUGGGUGCUGUCCCUAAUAAGCAGCAAUACACUGAGUUCUUCCAGGUAGCUCAAAAACCCAUGGUCCAUAACUGGAUUUCAGAGCACAGAUGCAUCUGGAAAGAGGCAAAGUUAAAAGCUUGUUUGCUCCCAGCCAUUGCUGAAGUAUGAAAAAGUAGCUGCUCAGAAUGAUGUUAUUGGCACAAAAUAACACACACUGCUACCUAGAAGCUCUCCCUGCAGUCCUGUGCUGCUGGAGCAGCGAACACACCUUGAAUGUGCAUGCGAGUCAGGUAGGCGUUCGUGAUUAUCAUCUCUCUCAUCAAAUGGACGAUUCAGGCUCUCUGCCACUAAGGAAGGAGCAAUUAAUCUCAUUUUGGAAAGGCAGAAGCUUAUAAAGCAUCUCCCAACAGUACCUAUUGGAUAGAAGUGCCCUGACCAUGGAGAAAAGUUGAGGAGAAUACAAAACCCCAUCUGUUUUGGAGGAGAACUAAUCUGCAGGAACAUCAAAUUACUGGUGUUUUACAGCAAACGCCAAAGAGCCACCUUUUUCUCACGCUUGGGUACAGUUAUUUUGAAAGGAAUUAUCUGAAUGACACUUGCACAGCACUAAAUAUGUUCUCUCUGACAUAUACACACACACACACACUUAUCAAGAGCCACCUUAUAUGUCAUUGUGUCAACACCAUGAUGCCAUUGGGUAGGUCACCUGUCACAGCGGUUGCAUAAAGGAAUAUUUUAAAAAGUUUUAAGAAAUCUUUUAUGAGGAUUAGGUAGAGGGCAGUAUGGAAAAUAUUGAAAACUCCUUCAGGUAGGGAUUUUCCUCUUGCUUAUCCUAGCAGAGCUCUGUUACCUUCACUCCCAGAUUUACCCUAGGUGGGCAUCAGCAUGCCCGUGCUCAUCUUGUGUGGUAGCUGCCCUAGAUCAGGAAAAGAGUCACCUGUGAAAUCCUGGCCCUCUACUUUGUGUUAGUUUCUGCACUGUUACACUUCUUCUGCACAAACAAGGCUCAAUACCAGAGGGCACAUACCGAAUUUUACUUUUCAGGUGCAGGAAACCAGUGAGCUCGCCCAACAGCUCUGCAGCCUCAGGGCCACGGCAAAGCAAGCAGUUUUGCCUAUGCGGCAAUGCAUUGUCCCUUCAUAUCUUUUCUUGUGUCCUCGCAGCUACGUGACCAAGCUAAACAUGCCGCUUUCUUUUUUUAUUUUUGCUCAGCACUGUGAGACUGAAGCACGACAAAACUCAGUGCAAGUGCACAGUGUUACCACUUGACAGACAGUAAAUGAUCCAACUACAGCUGGAUCUCAACUACAACAUUAGAUGGGACAUCUGUAAGGCAGCAAGGUAUGCCGGUGCUGCUGUGAGGUCCCAGGGCAGUGUGGCCAUCGUCCCCUCACUGCUGCACUCAGGCUUUGCUGUCUAGAGAAGCAGUCACUCAUCCAGGGUUUCUCCUAAGACCAUCACAGUUUCACGUAUCUACACUUGGUACGGCGUUCUCCAUAGCCAGGGAAUAGAGCAGAUGCUGCAAAGCAAUACUAGUACAAUUAUUAUUACUGUGACUGUAAGUAAGUUUUUUGGCACAUGGGAAAGCAUGGAGAACAGGUUGCUUGUUCAACUGCAGCUAAGAUGGGCAAUACCUUGGCAGAGCAGCAAUUAUAAAAAUGCUCACAAGUGCUUUCUAAAACACCUCAGAGUAGAUUAAAUCAGAAGGCAACUUCUGCUCAGUGCCAAUAAGAUUGUAAAUAUGCUUGAAGAUCGAAAGGUGAACAUAUUUGAACUUCUCAUUCACACAUCUCAUCUCAAAAUUUUUUUUCCCGUUGAAACUCAUUAAUGCUUUGGAGCUGAACUGCUUCUCAUCUUAUUUUUUGAACUAACUACACAGCAAGAAUAAAAGUGAAGGUGGCUCUACCAUUUAUUAAAGCUGAUGGACAGAGUUCGAGAUGAACAAGAUGUCACAUUGGCUCAAGCUUCUACUCACGGGGAGGUGCCAGCCCACUCUGUUUCCUUCUCAUAUUUCCCUUCCUUCACAGGUGAACAUCAGGGUGGUUUGUCUGCUCUGCCCUGCUUAUGUUUUUAAUAUCUCUCCACGUGAAUAUUGAUGACACUGCAUUGCUUAGCAAGUCUUGUGCCAAAUGCAUGCUUUUGUCAGAGAAAACAAAUAAAACCAUUAUAUCCA
This is a messenger RNA of Rhea pennata, 3165 nucleotides long. RefSeq lists its product as uncharacterized. NCBI's taxonomy places the organism in Eukaryota, Metazoa, Chordata, Aves, Rheiformes, Rheidae. Gene Ontology annotation, cellular component: mitochondrion. Gene Ontology annotation, biological process: regulation of autophagy. The record is from RefSeq and is a predicted model, not a curated record. The coding region runs from base 126 to 1160 and encodes 344 amino acids. The transcript is spliced from 2 exons.